Molecule: messenger RNA, 804 nt
Organism: Eruca vesicaria subsp. sativa (arugula)
Lineage: Eukaryota; Viridiplantae; Streptophyta; Magnoliopsida; Brassicales; Brassicaceae
Source: the annotation of a GenBank genome assembly
AGAGAAGAAGAAACGCUCUCUCUCUCUUUUUUAUCCUUUUGAUCAAUUCUCCUCGAGCCAAAGCAUUUCAAUUUCGAAAAUUUCCAAUUUUCGCGUUGCUAAGGGAUGGCGGCGGUAAAUGGAAAUACUCCGGCGGAGACAACGCCGGCAACCACCGGAUCGAAGCAACCUACUCCUCCGGCUAAAUCCGUCGAUAGCCAAUCCGUUCUCAAAAGGCUGCAAUCUGAACUAAUGGCUUUAAUGAUGGGAGGUGAUCCAGGGAUAUCUGCUUUCCCAGAGGAAGACAACAUAUUCUGCUGGAAAGGAACUAUCACAGGGAGCAAUGACACUGUGUUCCAAGGAACUGAGUACAGACUCUCACUCGCUUUCUCCAAUGAUUAUCCUUUUAAACCUCCCAAAGUUAAGUUUGAGACUUGCUGUUUCCAUCCCAAUGUGGAUCUCUAUGGCAAUAUUUGCUUGGACAUUCUUCAGGAUAAAUGGUCAUCGGCUUACGAUGUGAGGACGAUAUUACUCUCGAUUCAAAGCCUUCUCGGAGAACCGAACAUCAGCUCACCAUUGAACAAUCAAGCAGCUCAGCUUUGGAGCAAUCAAGAAGAGUACAGGAAGAUGGUUCAGAAGCUCUACAUACCAUUGAACGCAUGAUUCUUAAAAGCCUCUUAAGUAACUGGAUCAGCCAUAAUAUGAUUUUCUAGAUUGCAUUCAAUAGAUCAUUUUUCUUCUACUUUGUAAUCUCAAACUUAAAGCCAGUAUUAGGAAUCAAAGGAGACCCUUUUAUUAGAGUUACUAGUUGCAUAUUCCCCGCGC